AUAGCUAGCGAGCGAGAGAUCGGACUCGGAGACAGAGCCAGAGGGUUUUACUCAAAACUCUUUGACUUUGUGGCAGCACUUGCAAAUGCAAGAAAGAUAUAUAUAUGAACCAGACGAGGAAUCUAGUCCAGCAUCUCUGACCCAACUACGAUUUUCUGUGCAGACAACAUGUCAUACAGGUUGUUUGAAGGCAUUACUCACGUUGAUCAUUACGUCAAAUUCAGACCCACAUAUCCUGCCGAGCUGUUUCACAAGAUAACAUCCUUCUUGAGUGAAAAGGUGCCCCCUCCCCAUCAGCUGCUUGUAGACGUUGGUUGUGGAUCUGGACAAGGGACCUACGGCUUGAGCUCACAAUUUGAACACGUCAUUGGGUUUGAUGUGAGCCCAGCACAGGUGGAGGCAGCAACAAAGGCAAAUACCGCCCCCAAUGUUGAAUUCAAAGUUUCCCCAGCAGAAGUUCUUCCCCUCGAAGACCAAUCAGUGGAUCUCAUUACAUGCUCUCAGGCUGUACAUUGGUUUGACUUUCACGCCUUCUGUGAGGAAUGUAGGCGGGUCUUAAAGCCAAGCGGAUGCCUAGCUAUCACCAAUUACGGAAACCCGAGGUUGGAUCACAAGAAUGAGGAUGUGAAGAAUAAACUGGACGAUUAUUUUGAUGAGCUUUACAAUAAAGAGCUUGGUUCGUACUGGAGUCCAAGGAGAAGACUUGUUGAGAAUAACCUGUCAGGUUUUGAGAUACCUUUUCCAGACUUUGUGAGAGAUGAUUCAUUGGAGCUGAGAUUACAGUGGUCAGUAUCUCACCUUAUCGGUUAUAUCCAGAGCUGGUCGGCCUACACAAAAUACCUCGAAAAUAAUCCAUCAGGAAAAAUUCUAGAAGAGUAUCAUAAAAAGGUCAUGUCAGCCGUGGCUAGUCCUGGUUCAUCAUCAGACGAUACGAUGGUUGAAGUAGUCGCUCGUCUGACCUUGCUCCUAGGUCGUGUUUCAUAAACCUCUUAGCCUGUUGACUACUGAAUUAUAUGAUUCCCAUAGGUUUUGUACAUGGAUCACUUGGUUCCAGUAGGCAAUGGGUUAAUUGACUACCGUAUUCUAUGAUUCCCAUAGGCUUUGUACAGGGAUCACCCAGUAUCAGUAGGCAAUGGGUUAACCUGUUGACUACUGUAUUCUAUGAUUCCCAUAGGCUUUGUACAGGGAUCACCAGGUUUCAGUAAGCAAUGGGUUAAUAUGUUGACUACUGAAUUAUAUGAUUCCCAUAGGCUCUGUACAGGGAUCACCCAGUAUCGGUAGGCAAUGGGUUAACCUAUUGCUUAUGAACCAGGAUUUAUCUGUCCUGUAAAACAUUUCACUAGUCCACAGUUUUAUCAAGAUUGCAAUGUAUUAUUUAAAAAAAUGCAAAGUGCCAAUGAAUUUGCUCUGAAAUAAUUGAAUGCAUUCAUCAUAUGAAACGGGUUCUAGAAAGUGCAGAGAGCCAAUACGUAUUCAGGUCACAUUGUUAGGUCUUCCCAUGAGGCCAAUGUUUACAUUUUUCUCCAUCAAAAUUAUUUUCUGCUUAGCUUAAUCUUAUAAAUCUUCAUUUUGGUUUAAAAUCAUUCCCAAAAUCACGUAGAUAGAUAUUAGUGAGUCAGAGUUUGGGGCUCUGUAUCCUUCUAUGUGGUUAAAAUGAGUGCAGUAUUUUCUAGUGUGUAUGUAUCAGAUUGCAAUGAAUAAAGAUCAGACCUAAGAGAAAAAUAUUUAGAUGUAGACAAACAUUUGUAACACUCGGCCUUUUGGACCCUCCAGACAUCUCAUUUCAUUUAUUCAAUACUUUCAUUAAAAGCACAUAACACUAUAGAUAUAUACAGACAUAAAGUAGUAUAGACAUAGGGAUAAAGAAAACAUAUAAAACAAGUUGGUAAUACAAAUGUACAAAUGAAAGUAUUAGGAGAGGAAGAAAGGCAUAGCCUUAUUUUAAAAGCCAAUCUCCAUAUUUUCAUACUCUUAAUUUCUUAAUUUAUCAAACUCUGCAUCUGUGUAAUUUGGAUGCAGCAUUGAAUUUAAUGUGUAGCUAUUUGCUUCAGGUACCUUGUCAAAAGUCAGUGCCAGGGGCGGACCCAGGAUUUUCCAAAAGGGGGCACAUUUUCCCCGAGGAAAAAUUUGACAAAAAGCAAAAAAAAAAAAAGGGCUUGACCUUCAAAAGGGGGGGCACACUUUUUGUUUUAACAGCAUUUUUACAUUACAAAUUUUAAUUGUGCCUCUCAAGGGGGGGGUGGCUGUGCCCCCCCCCCCCAGGAUCAUCCAGUGGUCUGUGCCACGUCUUUUAGCAGAGGGACGUGGGUUUGAAUCCUAGCCAUGAAGUGUUUUCCUUCAGCAGGAAAUUUAUCCACAUUGUGCUGCGCUCGACCCAGGUGAGGUGAAUGGGUACCCAGCAGGAUUAAUUCCUUGAAUGUACUGAGUGCUGAAAGGCAGCUCUCUAGCUAAAGCUUGGGUAAUAGUAAUAAUAUGUGCUUUACAAUAGAUUAUUUCUAGACAGAUGGUGCUAUAUAAAUGCAUAUCAUUAUGAUUAUAUUACUAUUAUUUCAUCUAUUCUCAAUAAGAUUCAUAUCUCCUCAAGGCUUAUGGAUAAUAAUAAUAUUUCUGAUGCUAAGACAUUGUUUAGUGUUAAGUUAUUUGUGAGCUUUUUCCCCCAAUGUAAUAUCAGUAUGCAUUGAAGUCAGAAAAGAAUCAUAUCAAUCAUAGAACUUCUACCUCAUCAGACAGUUAUGUUCAAAGAAAAUAUAGCCAUGAAUUUUUCAAUUUUUGUUGGUUAGCUACUUAUGUCAUUAGUUAUUUUGUACUUAAUCAUGUGUGAUGAUAAAGAAAUGUCUUCUCUCUGCAUUCAUUUGAAAUUUUGCUUUUAAGGAAGAGUUAAAGACACAAAAUGGUAGUACUUGUGCUCAUAAGAUUUCAAAAACUUUGAUUGCUAACUUGAGUUAAUUGGUCAAUUAUAGUGAAGACAAGGAAUCAGAGUUUGUCUCAGCAGCAACAUUGUCAAUGAUGCUAAAAUAAAAUUUUAUGUGCUGUAUUAUGUUUGUAUGGGCUUCAUAUUACGUUAUAGCUCUAAAAAUUUAGCAAUAGUAAUUUUAGGAUCGGAAAUUCUGUAUCAUAUUGGAAAGAUUAUCAUGAUAUAUAUUUUUGAUUAAAUCAAUAGAAUAAACUGUA
Molecule: messenger RNA, 3171 nt
Organism: Lytechinus pictus (painted urchin)
Lineage: Eukaryota; Metazoa; Echinodermata; Echinoidea; Temnopleuroida; Toxopneustidae
Product: putative methyltransferase DDB_G0268948
Exons: 7
Coding region: 169-984 (271 amino acids)
Molecular function (GO): S-adenosylmethionine-dependent methyltransferase activity
Source: RefSeq, a predicted model, not a curated record